Molecule: messenger RNA, 1254 nt
Organism: Lichtheimia ornata
Lineage: Eukaryota; Fungi; Mucoromycota; Mucoromycetes; Mucorales; Lichtheimiaceae
Exons: 3
Coding region: 1-1254 (417 amino acids)
Biological process (GO): carbohydrate metabolic process
Cellular component (GO): membrane
Molecular function (GO): chitin deacetylase activity
Source: RefSeq, a predicted model, not a curated record
AUGUAUUUGAAAGCCAUUGCCCUUUCCCUUGCCAUUGCACAGGCCUCCCAAGCUGUAAGCGCAGCAGAGUAUUGGGAGUCGUUCAAGAGCAACGUGGAUCCCACCAAUAUCAAGAUCCCUGAAAUUACCCAAACUACCUCGUAUGAUGAACUCAAGACAUGUGUUGGUUACGAUGCUUCCCCUGCAUUUACUUUCAAUCAAGCCGAAUGGCCUACCGCUUGGCAAAUUGCUACCAGCAAUGGUAUGAACACCAGCCAAGAAUUCGUUAACCUCUACAAUUCGAUCAAUUGGGAUAGCAUGCCCAACAUCCCUGUUCGCAAAUCCGUCAAUGGUGCUCUCCAAACCGAAGGCUAUGAUCCAAGCGAUCCCGAUUGUUGGUGGUCAGCAUCCACAUGUACCCAACCCAAGCACGAAAACAUCAACGCUGAUAUUUACGAGUGCCCUGAACCUGAUACUUGGGGCUUGACCUUUGACGAUGGUCCUAAUUGCUCGCACAACGCCUUUUAUGAUUAUCUUCAAUCUCGCAACUUGAAGGCCAGUAUGUUUUACAUUGGUUCCAACGUCGUUAAUUGGCCCUAUGGCGCCAUGCGCGGUGUUAGAGACGGCCAUCACAUUGCUCAGCACACAUGGAGUCACGGCUUGAUGACCACUUUGACCAACCAAGAAGUACUUGCCGAACUCUAUUACACCCAAAAAGCCAUUAAGAUGGUAACUGGUAUUACUCCUCGUCAUUGGCGACCUGCUUUUGGUGAUGUUGAUGAUCGUGUCCGCUGGAUUGCCACUCAAUUGAACUUGACCACUAUUCUUUGGAACUUGGAUACUGAUGAUUGGGCUGCUGGUGUUACCGAACCUGUUGAAACCGUCAAGAAGCACUAUGAAGACUUUAUUGCUAUGGGCUCCAAUGGCACUUUUGCCAACAGUGGCAACAUUGUUCUUCAACACGAGAUCAACAACACCACCAUGCAAAUGGCUGUUGACUAUAUUCCUCAAAUCCAAAAGGCUUACAAGCACGUUGUGGAUGUUGCCACUUGCAUGAAUAUCACUUAUCCUUACAUGGAAACCAAUGUCAAGUUUGCAGGUUUCGCUGAAGCCACCAAGAGCAACUCCUCUGACAACUCCUCCUCGGGCUCCUCGGGUAGCGGCGACAAGUCUGAAGGCUCUUCAUCCAAUGAUGAAAGUGGUGCUUCCUCUCUCAUUGUCUCCACUGCAGGUCUUUUUGUGGCUGCUGGUGUGGGUGCCUUCGCCUUGUUGUAA